CCCUCCAUCACCAUGCCUUACAGCUGCUCCCUGCCCAGCCUGAGCUGCAGCUCCAGUUGCUUCUCCCGGCCCUGCGUGCCCCGCAGCUGCCACGGCUCCACCCUGCCCGGGUCCUGCAACAUCCCCGUCAACGUGGGCAACAGCGGCUGCCUCUGUGAGGGCUCCUUCAACGGCAACGAGAAGGAGACCAUGCAGUUCCUGAACAGCCGGCUGGCCAACUACCAGGAGAAGGUGCGCCAGCUGGAGCGGGACAACGCAGAGCUGGAGAGCCGCAUCUGGGAGCAGAGCCAGUAACAAGAUCCCCUUGUGUGCCCCGACUACCAGUCCCGCUUCCGGACCAUCGAGGAUCUCCAGCAGAAGGUGAGGGGGUGGCGGUCUGACAACGCCAGGCUGGUGGUGCAGACUGACAACGCCAAGCUGGCCUCAGAUGACUUUAGGACCAAGUAUGAGACAGAGGUGUCCUUGAGGCAGCUGGUGGAGGCAGAUCUGAAGAGUCUGAGCAGGAUCCUGGAUGAGCUGACCCUGUGCAAGUCUGACCUGGAGGCCCAGGUGGAGUCCCUGAAGGAGGAGCUGAUCUGCCUCAAGUAGAACCAUGAGCAGGAAGCCAACUCCCUGCGGAGACAGCUUGGAGACCGCCUCAACGUAGAAAUGGACGCUGCCCCCGGAGUGGACCUCACGAGCCUCCUUAACGACAUGCGGGGGCAGUAUGAAGCCGUAGCCCAGCAGAAUCGGGAGGAUGCGGAAGCCUGGUUCAUUGAAAAGAGCGCCGAGCUCAGGAAGGAGAUCAGCAGCAACACCGAGGAGCUUCAGUCCAGCAAGAGCGUGGUCACCGACCUGCGGCGCGUGCUUCAAACCCUGGAGAUCGAGCUCCAGUCCCAGCUCGCCACGAAGAAAUCCCUGGACGACUCGCUGGCCGAAACCGAGGGCGACUACUACAGCCAGCUGUCCCAGGUGCGGCAGCUCAUCGGCAACGUGGAGGAGCAGCUGCUGCAAGUGCGCGGUGACGCCGAGCGCCAGAGCGCCGACUACCAGCUGUUGCUGAACAUCAAGGCCCAUCUGGAGCUGGAGAUCGAGACCUACCGCCGCCUGCUGGACGGAGAAGCCCAAAGUGACUGUUUGGAUGAAAGUUCCUCUGUGACAGCCUCCAACUCUCAAGCACCGUCAACUGAUUCCUCCAAAGACCCUACCAGAGCCCGAAAAAUCAAGACAAUUGUGCAGGAAGUGGUGAAUGGUGAGGUGGUCUCCUCCCAAGUUCAGGAAAUUGAAGAAAUAAUAUAAAAUUUCACAAGAUCUGCCCCAUGAUUGUUUCCUUAGGAACAAGAAAUUUACAAGUAGAAAUUAUUCCUUUUAGAGCAAGAUGAUACUGCUCUAGAUGAUACUGGUCACAAAAGCAUUCAAUCUCGAUUUCUGUUUGUUUGAUUUUCUUUGGAUUCCCUAUUCACUUUGAGCCUUUUUUGGCCUUCUGAAACAAAAUUUAAUUACAAAUAGUUGUGGAAAUAUUGGUCUUUAUAACAAAUCAAAAUUGCCUUACCUCUUCCUGGACCUAGAGUAGUCUUUUAAUAAACUUUCUUCUAGUGACCUGGAACAUAUUUUUAAUCACCGGACUUUGAUCA
Molecule: messenger RNA, 1613 nt
Organism: Globicephala melas (long-finned pilot whale)
Lineage: Eukaryota; Metazoa; Chordata; Mammalia; Artiodactyla; Delphinidae
Product: keratin, type I cuticular Ha4-like
Biological process (GO): intermediate filament organization; epithelial cell differentiation
Cellular component (GO): cytoskeleton
Molecular function (GO): structural molecule activity
Source: RefSeq, a predicted model, not a curated record